AUGGGCAUCAAAGGCCUGUACGAAGAACUUGGGGCUCCAGAUAAAGUUCCUCUCGCGAAGUUGAGUAUCGAUCAUUUUAAAAGGCACAAACGGCAUAUCCGAGUAGCGAUAGAUAUUUCGAUCUGGGCAUUUCAGUCAAAGGCAGUUCAGGGCCGUAGUACAGGCUCAAAUGCCCCUCUACGAGUCAUAUAUUACCGCCUCUGCAGCCUGCUCUCCCUCAAUAUACAUGCCGUUUUUGUAUUCGAUGGAAAGGAUAGACCGGAGUUCAAACGGGGGAAAUCCAUAUCUGGCGGUGAGGGCUACCUACUCGCAUUUUCUAGGCGUUUAAUCACCGCCUUUGGAUUCCCUAUCCACAACGCCCCAGGGGAAGCCGAAGCCGAAUGUGCCUAUCUUCAAAAACAGGGUAUUGUUGAUGCCGUUCUCUCCGAGGAUGUCGAUACCCUAAUGUUUGGCUGUCGGCAGUCCUGGAGAUCAUGUGAAAAAGGCGAUUCGAAAACCCUUGAGAUCAUGCAAGUGUACCAAUCUCGGGUGAUUAGGGAUAAAACUGGCCUUACUCCAGCCGGGAUGGUUUUGACAGCUUUGCUGAGUGGGGGUGACUAUAAUACCGCGGGAGUCGCAGGAAUAGGAAUGAAGCAAGCAGUCGCUGCCGCCAAGGCGGGCUUUGGAGACGAAUUGCUUCAAGCAUGCAAACUAGAAGCUUCAGACGGUGGCCAUGCCCUACAGUUGUGGAGACAGAAACUAGAAACAAACCUUAGGACCAAUCCAAACAAGAUAUUUUCCCGGAAACAGCCCAAGGCCAAAAUCCCAGGAGAUUUUCCUGACCCCAAAAUCGUCAACUAUUACAUCAACCCCGUGAUUUCGAAAACACCCCCGCAAAUCAACUGGAACAUUUGUCCAAACCUCGAGGCACUGCGAGAGAUUACAAAAGCCAAAUUUGAGUGGACCGGUAGUGGAAAGCUCAUCAGAACUCUGUCCGAAAAGCUACUUUCAUGGCAACUAGGGCACAAUCAGCCCGGAUCUGAUUUACUGGUUCUUUCUAUACAUCAAAGAAUAUCCGGGCUGAAGGAUGGCAUGCCAAAUAAACUGCGAGUUACUUUCACACCAAUACUAGUAGUACCUUUACCAUACAACCACGAAGAAGACAAUGUGUACACGCGAUCCGUACCAACAGUAGACGCAGAAGAACUUUUGGACGACCCAAAUGGCUACACCGACUCUGACAAAGAAGAUAUCAGAGUUAAUGGUGUAGCUGCAACUGAGUCGACCACAGGGAAGCCGGAUCGAUCCAGGAUAGAGUAUGAUCCGAGGAGCAACCAGCGAAUGUGGAUUUAUGAACAAUUUGUCGCCCAAGGUGCCAACAGUCAUAUACAAUUAUGGGACGAUAGCGAAGCAAGGAAGAAGGCUGCUAAAUUAAAACAAGCGGAGGACAAGCUUCAGAAGUCUAGUGCUCGGAAAGCAAAAAAAAAGACGACCACGACUUCGAACCAACCAACAAUACAGUCGUUCUUCCACCAGAAGAAAACCACCGUUAAAGUAACAAAGCACUCGGCUGCUAAGCUCCCGGCCUUGGGCCUGGGACCUAACAAUCAAAAGGAGAAUUCACGAAUAGUCAUAGAUUUAGAUUUGGUUGAUAAGAAUGAGGGGGAGGGCCAUCCUGAUCCAAAUGACUCGCAGUCGAAGGAGAACCAUCGAGGAAACAACGGUCGAAUGAAACUUGAGAGAAUAAUCACUAGACCAAGCUUGCCAGGCGCGUGGAAGCUGACUGACAACGAUGAAAAUGCACUUUGCGAUGUUAGCAUAUACGAUCUGACUAAUGAUGACCCCCUAUCUUGA
Messenger RNA from Orbilia oligospora ATCC 24927, 1833 nucleotides. RefSeq lists its product as uncharacterized. The transcript has 2 exons. Bases 1 to 1833 code for a protein of 610 amino acids. Gene Ontology annotation, molecular function: crossover junction DNA endonuclease activity; 5'-flap endonuclease activity. Lineage: Eukaryota; Fungi; Ascomycota; Orbiliomycetes; Orbiliales; Orbiliaceae. The record is from RefSeq and is a predicted model, not a curated record.